Molecule: messenger RNA, 750 nt
Organism: Bacidia gigantensis
Lineage: Eukaryota; Fungi; Ascomycota; Lecanoromycetes; Lecanorales; Ramalinaceae
Exons: 1
Coding region: 1-750 (249 amino acids)
Source: RefSeq, a predicted model, not a curated record
AUGAUUCUCACAGACAGCAAUCCAUUUAACCUUACAUCUAUCUCUGCCCUCCCCGACUUGAACAUUACUACCUUCCUCCCACCGAACCCAACCUUACCAAUCCGCCCCGACUUCUCCAUAUGCGACAGCUUUUACGGCUCAAAUCUGCUUCUCGACGAUGCCACUUCCGCAAUCGCAAAACUGCGCACGGGCGCCGACCCAGUCCACUACUUGAUAAACCAACCCAGCGCGCUCUUCAACCUUCCAUUCACAGUGCAACACAAUCUCGUAGCUAUCAGCGUCGAGCCUGCUGGCCCUUUCCGAGCCUCUGCCGUACUUUCCAUUGCCCUUCGUCCUAAUCUCAUCCGCAGCCUGGCAGGACACCUGAUGUCGGAAUGCGUUGCAUCUUAUGGCAUCGGCGGGUACGCUACGCUCGAAAUAUUGUCUCUCCUCACUUAUGUGACUUUUGAGAAUGUCAACAUUCAGUCGAUCCCGUACCCGGGAUUCACAGUCUUCGCCACAGUAACCAUUGGAAGUAGGUACAGAUAUAUGCCACCACCGGGCGAUUACGACCCUAAGAUCGCAGCGGCAUUGGCGGAAGCUGAGGGGAGAGCAGAAGCCGCUGCCCCGUCUAGUGAGAAACGUGUGUUUGCUGAGAGAAAGUCGAAGUUUGCGGCACGCGCGGCAACGAUGAGAGUCUUCCUUACCACAUGGUGGGAUUUCCUGAGGGCUUCAAGUAAUGAGAAGGGAACGAGAAUCAAGGACGGAUGA